AUGGCGCAAGCGCUGAAGCUCUUCUAUGCCGCUCGGCGCGCUGCGUCGCGCGCAGCUGACGCGGGCCCAUCACCGCUUUCCGCCCUCCGCAAUCCCCCGUCGUCCCCGCUUCUCCCACCCCGCUUUCCUUCCCUUUGCGCGGGCAGCCCUCUCUCGUGCGCGCGCCUGGCCGAUCAAGCACUAACCGGCGGAAUAAUGGAACUUGGCGCUUUGCGCGCGGGGCGUCUCCCCGCGCGUCCCCGUAACCCCCACGCGGGGAUUCCCCCCGCUCCAGUCUCGGAGCAUGCUUCUAAUCGCCUCCGCGCCCCCCUUACCGCCUCCUUCGCCGCCGCGCCAGUCAUCUCCACCCCACCAUCCACCGCUCCCCGCGCCGUUUCCGCAGUCCGCCACUUUCUCGCCACGCCCGCGCAUUCCCCCUCGCCAUCCGCUCCCCCACCAGCCGCGGUGCAGCCCCGCGCAGCUGCGGCCACUGGCGGAACGAGAGGGGUUGUGAUGGGGAUCAGCGGGGCCGCAGGCGGGGGAGGAGUGCGCGUCAGGGGAAUGAGCGGGGGUAUUGGGGGGAGCGGGGGAAGCGGGGAGAGCAUCUAUGUGCGAUCAACGCGGGAGCCCAGCGGAUUGGCAUCCGUGCCGCUGGUGCCGCUCGUUCUCGGCCCUUUCCCUUCCAGCCCCCUCCCCCCCACAUUCACCCUCCUUUACCUCUCCUUUCCCCUCUCAUCCCCUCGCUGCGUCCCCUCCCUCUCAGGAGCUGCUGGCAAGUCGGCCAGCAGCAGCGCAGGCGGCGUACGGGGCAGCUACGGGGCAGCCAUCCUCGUAUUCCCUAAGCCUUCCUUUUUCUCCCAUUCUCCCCCAUGCGAGCAGGAGCUGCUGGCAAGUCAGCCGGCAGCAGCGCAGGCAGCGUACGGGGCAACCAUCCUCGCCUUCCUAGGCGGACCGCACUGGGGGCUCGCCAUGGCCCGAUACGCCGCCAGUCAGUGCUGCCGCACCUUGCUUUCCCCCCUCUGCUGCCUGCCCUCCUCCCCCUGCUGCUUCCCUUCUCCCCCCCGCUGUUCCUUGCUGCACAGCCCUGUCGUUCGCUCAUUGUCUUCCUUCUCUCUCCACCCUGCCCCCUGCCCUUCUUUCUCUCCUCCCCUGCCUUUAACCGUCUUUUAUCUCCUCCCCUUCCUCUCCGCCCUGCCCCAUGUGCCGUACACAGCAACAUCUGAGGCGAGUCUAGGCAACAUCUCAGUCUCAGCUGCACGGUGUUGGGUGUGGUGUGGACACAGUCAGGGGCAUGAUGACCCCAUGUGCACAUCCCAUCUUCUCCCUUUGCUCUCUUUCUCUCCUGUGUGUGAGCAGGUGUUGGGUGUGGUGUGGACACAGUGUUGGGUGUGGUGUGGACACAGUCAGGGGCAUGAUGACCCCAUGUGCACAUCCCAUCUUCUCCCUUUGCUCUCUUUCUCUCCUGUGUGUGAGCAGGUGUUGGGUGUGGUGUGGACACAGUGUUGGGUGUGGUGUGGACACAGUCAGGGGCAUGAUGACCCCAUGUGCACAUCCCAUCUUCUCCCUUUGCUCUCUUUCUCUCCUGUGUGUGAGCAGGUGUUGGGUGUUGGGCGUCGACACAGUCUUUGCCCGCAUGGCAUUAGUGCCUACAUGGUAUCUGCCUCUCCGAGUGCUGCUCUCUUCCAUUGCUCUCCUCAGCCUAGCCGCCACCGCAUUCACCGUCGUCACUGGCACUGCCAUCGCACGAUCAUCUCCUCGAUCCACUGCCAACUCACAAUCAACCCCUCCUGCCGCUCACUCAACUGCCGCGCCCUCGCCCGCUGA
Closterium sp. Naga37s-1 is the source of this 1803-nucleotide messenger RNA. The record is from the annotation of a GenBank genome assembly. Lineage: Eukaryota; Viridiplantae; Streptophyta; Zygnematophyceae; Desmidiales; Closteriaceae.